GUCAGCUGCUGCUUGUGAGCGCAUACUAGCAGAUAUUGUUGGGACCCUUCCACUGCGGUCUCUGUUAUUGCUUUCUUUGCUGGCUCAUCGGCUGGAAAAAUAGGGAUCUUUGUGUCUGUCCCCGCUAGUAGUUGUAGCAGUCAACCACACAUCCGCAAACAAAAGGGAGCAGCCAUGCCGUUCGGGAACACACACAACCAGCUGAAGAUGAACUACGCCUCGGACCAGGAGUACCCGGACCUGAGCAAGCACAACAACCACAUGGCCAAGGUGCUGACGGCUGACAUGUACGAGCGGCUGAGGAGCAAGCAGACGCCCAGCGGCUUCACGCUCGAUGACGUCAUUCAGACCGGGGUCGACAACCCUGGUCACCCGUUCAUCAUGACUGUGGGCUGCGUGGCCGGAGACGAGGAGACCUACGAGGUUUUCAAGGAGCUGCUGGACCCAGUCAUUGAGGACCGCCAUGGUGGAUACAAGCCUACAGACAAGCACAAGACCGACCUCAAUUCUGGCAACUUGAAGGGGGGCGACGACUUGGACCCCAACUACGUCCUGAGCUCCCGAGUCCGAACGGGCCGCAGCGUCCGCGGCUUCUGCCUGCCUCCUCACUGCAGCCGAGGAGAGCGUCGCGCCGUGGAGACCCUCUCCAUCGAAGCUCUGGCCUCCCUGACUGGGGACCUGAAGGGCAAAUACUACGCCCUGAAGAACAUGACGGAGGCGGAGCAGCAGCAGCUGAUCGAUGACCACUUCCUGUUUGACAAGCCCGUGUCCCCCCUGCUGCUGGCCUCCGGGAUGGCCCGAGACUGGCCUGACGCCAGAGGCAUCUGGCACAACGACAACAAGACAUUCCUGGUGUGGGUGAAUGAGGAGGACCACCUGAGAGUCAUCUCCAUGCAGAAAGGAGGCAACAUGAAGGAGGUUUUCCAGCGUUUCUGCACUGGGCUCACUAAGAUCGAGUCCUUGUUCAAGGACAGAGGUCACGUGUUCAUGUGGAACGAGCACCUGGGCUACGUACUCACCUGCCCGUCCAACCUGGGCACGGGCCUGCGCGCGGGCGUGCACGUGAAGCUGCCAAACAUGAGCAAGCACGCAAAGUUCGAGGAGGUCCUCAAGCGUCUGAGGCUCCAGAAGCGUGGAACCGGGGGCGUGGACACAGCGGCUGUGGGCGGAGUCUUUGACAUCUCCAACGCUGACAGACUGGGUUUCUCUGAGGUGGAGCUGGUGCAGAUGGUGGUGGAUGGCAUCAAGCUGCUGGUGGACAUGGAGAAGAGGCUGGAGAAGGGCCAGUCCAUCGAUGACCUCAUGCCUGCCCAGAAGUAGACCCUGAACACCCCCAACCCGAUGCUCUUGUCCAAUUCAAUGAACGUCCAACUAUCCUGGAAUGCACUCUGCUUGUUGGUUUGUCCCUGAAUUGUCUAUUUAAACAUCUUCUGUAAGAUGAAGACUGAGGUGAAAUAAAAUGAUCUGGAAGAGAACCUUCUCUCCUCUCAAUGCAAAGUCAACUACAUGGACAAAAGUCAUGGGACACUCUUAAAGAAUCAGAGGUGGGACUAAAGUCCUUAAUUGUCCCCACAUAUGAAUAAUUCAUCAUAGUGGACACAUUUUGGACUUUGAGGGGGGGAAGAAAUCUCACAAAUGUUCCCACAGUCGGUGGGUGCUUUUCUAGCUGUAAAAAUCUUUUCCUGUAGGUCAGGGGUGUCCAAAAGGUGGCCCGGGGGCUAUUUUUGGGAUGCAGCAUCAUGUAAAAAUAGAAUUGUGACAAAUUAGUGUCUAUAGCACAAACGUGUUCAGGUAGUUUAAAAUAUAUUGCCUUAUAAUGGAUCCCUUUUAGCAUCUUUAAUGAACAAAAUGCAUUUAAGUGAAGACCCCCCCCCAUCCUUUAAUGUCUAAUGUAUGCAACCCUCACUGGACGAGUUUGGACACCCCUGCAAACUACAAGCACAUUAGUAAUCAUGUUUUUUGUUGGCUCUGAUUCAGUGUAUUUUAUAUGGAAGAAUAAAAGAGCGCGAGUGGAGAUGUAUUCAAGUUGACAGACACUUUAAUUGAGGCAU
Dunckerocampus dactyliophorus (ringed pipefish) is the source of this 2051-nucleotide messenger RNA. RefSeq names its product creatine kinase, brain a (gene ckba). The transcript is spliced from 8 exons. Lineage: Eukaryota; Metazoa; Chordata; Actinopteri; Syngnathiformes; Syngnathidae. The record is from RefSeq and is a predicted model, not a curated record. The coding region runs from base 175 to 1320 and encodes 381 amino acids. Gene Ontology annotation, biological process: phosphocreatine biosynthetic process. Gene Ontology annotation, molecular function: creatine kinase activity.